Molecule: messenger RNA, 2957 nt
Organism: Chlamydomonas reinhardtii
Lineage: Eukaryota; Viridiplantae; Chlorophyta; Chlorophyceae; Chlamydomonadales; Chlamydomonadaceae
Exons: 7
Coding region: 137-2935 (932 amino acids)
Source: RefSeq, a predicted model, not a curated record
ACAGAAAGCAAACACCUCGAAAACCGCCACCAAACACCCCAAACUAUCCCACCCCACCCCACCCCGACCCGGCAGACAGAGCAGGAGGCUGGCCCUCGCCCUAGUCACCUUGCCCCGUUAAUCCAUGCCAGGCCCUAUGGGCCGGCGUUGUAAUUAUUAUUAUUAUUAUGACCACGUGGGGAACGUGCAGAUGCAGGAGGCGGCGGGUGUGGGUGACGCAGCGGCUGCCGCUGAUGUGCAGGGGUUUGAGUGGGCGCAGCUGGGCCACGACACGCUUGGUGGCCGCCUCCUCGCCUACCUCCGUGACCAGGGCGCCACCAUACCGGACUGGGCCGUCUGCCGCGUGCCGGCCGGCCGUAUCGCCGUCCUGGCACAGCUGCACGACGAGUUCACUGGCUGGUGGCGCCUAUACUCAGCCCAGCCUGCAGACACGCCCCUGCCUUCCGACGUGACGGAGCAGCUGGAUGACGCCGCGCAGCAGGUGCAGACGGCCUACAUGGACUACGUGCUCCUAGACGCCCGCACCCUGCGGUCCGCUAAGCGUGGGCCGGCGGACCCCGGCGGGGCCAGCGGGCCCAGCCGCCGGCAACGCCAGCACCGCAGCCGCAGUACCUCCAGCCUCAUGAGCCUGGGCAGCGCUCCAUUGCACCCCGGCGGCGCCAGCUCAGGUGCCCCGCAACUUGCCAGCCUCCUCGCCCAGUUCAGUCUGGUGGACCCUUGGGCGAGCAAGCGUGGCGGCGCCAAGGGCUACACGCAUCCGGCCACGCCCAAGCCGGCCUCUCCCGCACGCCUGGAUCAGUGGUAUGUCAGUUCCACCGCGGCGCCGUGGGUGCUGGAUGUCGCACGCACGUAUGGGGCGCCUGGGGACCACAACGGUGUGCUGCUCACCCUGUCCUUGCCCGACCUGCCACAUGCGCACCGGGAGCAGUGGCGCUUCCCCACAUACCUGCUGUUUCACCCCUCGCUGCGUCUGGAGCUCGAGCAGCGCUUGGAGGCGCACGUUGCCGCAAAUCCUGUGACCAGUACAGACCCGGGAGGGCUGCAUGGCGUGGUGCUGGCCGCAGACGCGGCCGCUGCCCUGGCCGACCGGCCGGGAGCCAGCGCCGCGCAGCGUCAGGCUGCGGCCAUGGCCAACUUGGCGGUGCGGGAGGAGCGGGCAGCUGCCGCAGCGGCCAGCCACAAUGCCCGCGCUGCACUGAUGAAGGAGCAUGGGGAGCGGGGCACUCGCUGGUUCCAUCGGCAGGCUGACGAGCCAGCAGCCGGCGCGCAGGAGCCCAUCACGCACUUGAAGGUGCCGGGGCAACCGGCGCCUGUGGCGCUCACGGGGCCGGGCACGCGCAACACUGUCUCCGCAGCCGCUGCAGCCAUGUACAGCAGCACCAGCCCCACCGGCCUGUUCCGCGUGCAGCCGGUCUGUACGGCGUCGCAGCAACAGCUUCUGGCGGCCAUUGACCGCAAGGUUCCGGCGGAUCUGCAGGCCGCCGCAGAGGGGUCCGGUGACGGCGCCCUCAGUGAUGCCGAGCUGAUGGCAGCGCUGGCUGGCUCCGCCAAUGGUAAAGCGCCUGAGUCGGACGGGGUCCCGUACGAGGUGUACAAGGCCGUCAGCGCCCGCCUGCAGCCCGCCCUGGAUGCAGUUGUGGAUGAGCUGCAGACCGCGUUCAUCACCGGCCGCUGGAUUGGAGACAACGCGCUGUACCUCCAAGGCCUGAUCGAAUGGAUGCGCCUGGACGUGGGCGCGGACGGCACGCCACGGCAGGGUGGAGCGCUGUACUUCUUGGACAUUGAAAAGGCGUAUGACCGGGUGCACCGGCAGUGGCUGUAUGCGUCCGCGGAGGGACUUGGGUUUGGGCCGCGCAUGCUGCGCUGGAUCCGCCUGCUCACUGCCAACGGCUCUGCCCGCGUGUGUGUGAACGGGAUGCUCUCUGACGCCUUCCCAGUGCUGAACGGCUUGCCGCAGGGCAGCACCGCCUCACCACCCCUGUGGGUCAUCCAGAUGCAGCCACUGACGUCCUUUCUGCGGCGGCAGGUGGAGCAAGGGGCACUGCGCACGCCCCUGUUACCCAGCGGCGAGCAGGCGCCACCUGCUGCCCACCACGCUGACGACACGACCCUCAUGGCGCGCGACCCGGCGGUGGACGGGCCGGUCCUGAUGGCGGCAGUACAGCUGUUCUGCCGCGCGUCCAACGCCCGUGUCCAUCCGGACAAGAGCAAGGCCAUGGGCCUUGGCAGGUUUGCGCACCUGACGGGCCCUUGCCCACACACGGGGGUGCCGUUUACCACUGGCGCCGUGACGCACCUGGGUGUGCCCCUGUCGUGGGACUCGGAUGCCCCCGCCGGGCAGGAUCAGGAGCAGACCGCUGUGAUGCGGCGGUACUUGGCCGAGCUGGCGGACCUCAAUCUCCAGCGGCAACGGCGGUUACAGCAACAGCAACAGCAGCAGCAGCAGCUGCAGCGCCAGGGGCAGUCGCCCAGGCCCCGGACCGGCUCCCAGGUUGUGGUCCUGGCCACGCUGGGGGGGCAGGACGGGGCGGGCGGUGGCCCUGGCGUGGCGGCGUCACGGCGUGGGCAACGUGUUGACAUAGUUGACCACGUGGGGGACGUGCAGAUGCAGGAGGCGGCGGGUGUGGGUGACGCAGCGGCUGCCGCUGAUGUGCAGGGGUUUGAGUGGGCGCAGCUGGGCCACGACACGCUUGGUGGCCGCCUCCUCGCCUACCUCCGUGACCAGGGCGCCACCAUACCGGACUGGGCCGUCUGCCGCGUGCCGGCCGGCCGUAUCGCCGUCCUGGCACAGCUGCACGACGAGUUCACUGGCUGGUGGCGCCUAUACUCAGCCCAGCCUGCAGACACGCCCCUGCCUUCCGACGUGACGGAGCAGCUGGAUGACGCCGCGCAGCAGGUGCAGACGGCCUACAUGGACUACGUUUUUUUUUUUUGAGGAAUCAUCCGUACAAGGUUGA